AUGGCAGGCGAAACCGUCCAGGUGGGAUCGCAGAUGAAAUAUCUGGGUCUCGUCAUCGACAGCCAGUGGACGUUCGAGCCGCACUUCGACUCCCUGAUUCCGAAAGUGUCGGUGGUUGCUAAUGCCAUCGGCGAGGCGGGAGACGCGGUGCGCCGACUUUACGAGGGCGUCGUUCGGUCCCGAGUGAUGUACGGGGCCCCGGUAUGGGCGGACGACCUGAUGGCGAGUCGUCGCAGCAUCCUGCUCCUGAGGAGACUGCACAGGGUAACCGCCAUCAGAAUCAUUAGAGUAUGGCAUCUGGGAAAAGAUCAGACCGAGCAGGCGGCACCAAACGACAUAGGAACCGCCGAGGAGGACACGUGGGACCGGUGGCGAUCCCAGCUGAUCGAAGAGGGAGGAGAACAUCGGGGUGCGGAGGCGGUUCUCCUAAACUGGGAGGCAUGGAGAAGCCGCCACGGCCUCCCGCUCACAUUCAGACUGACCCAGGUGCUCACCGGACAUGGCGUGUUCAGCGAGUUCCUGAAGAGAAUUGGACGAGAGACGACAGACAUCUGUCACCACUGCGGAGAGGGCAGGGACACGGCGCAGCACACCCUGGAGCUCUGUCCGGCGUGGGAGCUGCCCCGCUACACUCUGCGACACGCCAUAGGAGGAACAUUGACUCCCCCCCCCCCUCCACCAGCGAUUGUAGAGGCGAUGUUGAGAGGGCCACAGGAAUACGAGGCCGUCCGCCUCUUCUGCAAGCGAGUUAUGCUCGCGAAGGAGCUACGCGGAAGGAGGAGGAGCGGAAGGGCUACGCUCACUAAGGGUCACAACCGAAGACGACGGGUUGCGAAUUCGAAUCCUCGGCCUGCAAAAUAUAUUUGCAAAAGGAUGGAAAAGCCAAAAUCUCUCUUAAAGGUGAUAUACAAAAUGCAAGCGCCCAGCCCGCCCGUCUCCCUUGCGCUGUUGUGGGUGUACCUUCUAGGAGUGCUUGGUAAAGGUGUGCUUGGUGUUAUUAAGCACACAGCAGGCCCCGACGAUCGACUUGCGGCUGGUUACGCCCCGCAGUGGAGGUUUUAG
This is a messenger RNA of Bombus huntii, 1062 nucleotides long. RefSeq lists its product as uncharacterized. The coding region runs from base 1 to 1062 and encodes 353 amino acids. The record is from RefSeq and is a predicted model, not a curated record. The transcript has 2 exons. Lineage: Eukaryota; Metazoa; Arthropoda; Insecta; Hymenoptera; Apidae.